Clarias gariepinus (North African catfish) is the source of this 1668-nucleotide messenger RNA. It is a transcript of the gene tmem26b, whose product is annotated as transmembrane protein 26b. Bases 80 to 988 code for a protein of 302 amino acids. The transcript is spliced from 6 exons. Lineage: Eukaryota; Metazoa; Chordata; Actinopteri; Siluriformes; Clariidae. The record is from RefSeq and is a predicted model, not a curated record.
UGAGUGGUUAAGUUGGCUCUGUGCAGUGUGUGUGUUAUCCGCUAUCAGGAUAAGGUCCGCUCCGUGUUUACUCACAGCCAUGCUUCUUAAGUUCAUUUGCGCGGUUGUUACUAGAGCACUGUUUAUUUUAAUUGCACUCAUUGGUGUGUGGAGAGUGAAAACGGUUAAAAAAGAUGACUCGUACUGGCUUCUUACUAUCCUGUUUUUACCCCUGGUUGUGGAAAUGAUUAUAACACUCAGGAGGAGAACAGGGAAGGAGUGUAAAUGGUUCUCUCCAGUGAUUUUCCUGUUCCUUGUCAGCAUCAUACCGACCAUUUGGAUCCUUGAGCUUCAUCAUCAAGAGAAUAAAAGCACUGAUGUCCAGUGUAAACAACUUGAUUCAGAGGGCUUUAAGGCUUUAUAUAACUUGAACACCAGCAAUGCUACUGAAGGGACCGCUCUUUUUAAGGAGUAUGAGAAGGUCUUGUCAUCGGUGUGCCCCAACAACUGGAUUUUGGGCCUACACCAGGCCUUGCUUGUGUUGCUGAUUGUGGGGAAGUGGUUGAUGCCCAACGAAGGAGGACUCACCCGGGACGAGCUCUCACAACUACUCCUCAUCUUUGUAGGAACAGCUGCAGACAUCCUCGAGUUCACUAGCGAGACUCUGAACGAUAUCCAGGACAAGAGUGCAGUGUUGGUUUACAUUAUUCUAGGCGUCUGGACAUGGAGUAUGCUUCAGUUCCCCCACAACCUCACAGUGUUAACCUCGCCAUCAGAGGACUAUGAGACACAGACUGGCUCUCUUCUUUCCCGACACCGAACAGACUUCUGGGGUGUAAUCGAAACCCUCUUGAUUCAGGACGGCCCAUUUUUGGUGGUCCGUCUGGUCGUCAUGAUACACUUUGGAAUAAUUCACCAAAUGCUUGUCUUCUUUGCCAUCAAGAACUUUCUGGUGGUGGCACUAAAUGUGUAUCGACUCUGGGUCAUUUGUUGGGACUCCAGAUCUUGAGAAAGGCCUGUAAAACACACCCUCUUAUUGGAAUAUAUAUUCCUCUAUUGUUUUGUUUUUAAUCACUAAUACUGUAACUGACAUGAAGUUGCAAUUGGUAGAUUAGUAUGAUGAAUAAACCAGCUAAAUCAGUGUAUAUAUAUCCUGGAUGGAUCGUAUUUCUGUGUUCGUGUACAAAUACGUAUAUAAAACAGCAAAAAUAAAUUUGUAUUUGAUGUUUUAGGAAGAUAAUCUUUUAUAAAAACUCAUGCAUACUGUAAUUUUUUCUUUUUGUUUGCUUGAUGACAUCAUGUAAACUGUGCUCAUAUGAUUCCUUUGGACUUCAGAGACGGCGCAUUUACAGCUCGAACAUAUCAGCAACAGCAAUUACUUAUCAAAGACACCUUCUGUUAGUUUAAGAAGAGCUGAUGCAAGGUCAACACCCAUCUGGGGAAUAAUAGCUGCCAGUGUGUUUACUGAGCUGUUUCUAUUUUGCAAGAUUAAAAAAAAAGAAAAAAAAAAGGAUUGUUCCUUAAUCUUCAAAAGAUUUCACACAAUCAGUGAUGUUCUAAAAGUUCUGAAGCUGCUUUUUUAGUGUAAAUAUAUAUAAUCUCAGGUCAACGUUACAGAACACUAGAUGGGGUCUAUCAAGACUUACACAGCCACAAAGUCACAUGUUUAGAAACGUAUGCUUAAUAGCC